CCAAGAAAGCGUUGCUACCAUCCAGCCAUCAUGCUAGCUGAAGAAGUCCUGUGUAACUAGCUUUGCUAACUCAUGCAAUGACAACUUGGGUUAUUUUCUUUAAGUGUAUUAUCGUCUUUCAUGGAUACUGGGAUCUAGAAUGGAAACAACAACUUGGGUGUGAAGGUCGUUGUUUUCUUUGCUAAGAGAGGACCCGAAAGGACAGCUCCCUCGGUUAACUAGCCAGUAAGCUAGCGCGGCUAACCGUAACACACUGCCUGCCAUCACCACCAGCAAAACAGACACCAAGCUAAGUCCACAAGUCGGCGUUUAGACGUUGGAAAUUUCCACCAUUAUCAUGGAAAAGGCUGAUUUCUUGAAAGGACUUCCUGUCUACAAUAAGAGCAACUUCAGCAGGUUUCAUGCAGACUCUGUUUGUAAAGCAUCUAAUCGGAGGCCCUCUGUGUACCUUCCAACUCGUGAAUACCCCUCUGAACAGAUUAUUGUAACAGAGAAAACCAACAUCCUCCUGCGUUACCUCCAUCAGCAGUGGGACAAAAAGAAUGCAGCAAAGAAAAGGGAACAGGAACAAGGUGAGGGUGACAGCCCAGCACCCCCAAGGAAGAUCGCCAGGACAGAUAGCCAAGAGAUGAAUGAGGACUCAUAAGUGUGUGUGAGAAUGUGAGUGUGUGUGUGUUUGCAUAUACAGGGUAUAGCCAGUGUAAACUUACAAAAACAAAGGAUAAUCCCACCUGAACAAAGACUUCAUUCUGCACUAUGGCAGGAUGCCUUUCUUGGCGUGAAAUUAGGGAAAAUCCUGUCAACAAAGCAGCCAUUUAUGGUGUAAAGAUUGUGUGCAUGAAAGUGAUCAGGAAAGCUCUCAAAGACACUGACAGAACAGAGUUGUUGUCAGGUAGGGAACUUUAUACUAGUGGGUUUUUUUUAAGUUUAUGUUGGCUAUUCCUUGUGUGGUUUAGUAAAGGUGUACAUGUUUGUAUGCAUGCUGAGCUGUGAGUGCGUAUUGUGCUGUACUAUAUGUGUGGGGUGAAUGAAUAGUUUAAAAGGUGUCAGAGUAGAUUUAAGAUCAGAGAUGGACUUGACAGAUAAAGUCAGACACUACCGUUAAAAACAGUCUUAUAACUGUUACAUGACUUGUGUAGCCUUCUGUCACAUGGAGAGACUGUCCUGAUUUGUGGAAAAAUAACAUUUUGUUACUGUUUUAAUUUUAUUAUAACUAUUAUUGUUUAUGUAUGGCAAUGAGCUUCCUGCCAGCCACAGUGCCCACCCUCUCGGUUUCACUGCCCACUCUGCGACCUGAUGGGGGCAUUGCAACAUUUCUCCACACUGUUUGAAUCAACAGCACCAAGAACGCACUGUGAAGAACAGCACAAAGUAGAAACAACUCGUUCAGAAUCCCUCUUAGAUGUGUGUUUAUGGUGAAUAUGCAUAUCUUUAUCUUAUUCUGGGACUUGUGCUUGUAGGAUAAAUGUUGUGUUGGUGUUUCUGAGAAAUACUUUUACAUCUAGCCCCACCUUCUGGCUAAUUGAAGAUAGUAAAAAUGGGGAUUUCUAUUAGGUUUAGCUGUUCUUUCAUCAAAGGAUGUAAAAGAAAAAGAAGGAAAAAGUUUAGCUUAAAUGUGGAGUUGUAAAUUGGAACGUUGGAUUUUCAGUUGCACAACAAGGUAACAGCACAGAUGGCAAAGAAAAAUAUGUAUAGUAAUGUAUGGAAAAGGGAAAAAAGAAUACAUUAUGAUGUGUGUAAAUAAUUACUAGUACCACAAUUAGUUUAUCCAAUGGAGUAUCUUUGUGUCUGCCUUUUUGUAAAAUAACACAUGCCCAUGGAUACGAUAGAAAAUUACCUUUGUGGACAUAAAGCAAAGAGCCCUGGUACCCACUGGAUGUUGCCUUGCAUGUUGACAGCUGAGUAUUAUAUUCCUGGAGCAGUAAUAAAACCUAAGGGGUGUUGGGGUUGUGGCGUUAUCUUGUGUGACUGUAGUAAGUAUUAGCCUAUAGGCCUUACAACCUGUCAUCGUGGUUCAGACCCUUUUGCUCCCCCCCAGCUCAGGGCCCAGGACAGCUGUACUGUCUCUGUGACAGUCCUGGAUGGUUUUUGUCUGAGAGCAGGCUUAGGUGAACAUGGGGGUGUUUAAAAGGGUGUUAUAUUUUCAGCCGUAUAAUGCACAAUAAGCAUGCACAGCAAAGUGCAGUUGCCAUCCUGCCUUGUUCCUGACAUGUAGUGUGUAUUGGUGUCAUACACUGUACAACACUGAAUUAAGCUUUUUUUUUUUAUGUUCUGAUCACUGCCCAGCAGAGUCACGUCGACAAUGUGGUCAGUCAUCUUCCUACCUACAGUGUAAAUACCGUCUGUUUCUGAAGCGUAGAAUCACAUUAUACUUCUGCUCAGAUAGACUGUUCUACAACACCCUAAGCCUUGCCCCAUCUCAUGUGUGUUAGUUUGGAUAUGUUCUUUUUAGCUUUGCUGAAAUAAAACUGGAUUGAAACUGG
Micropterus salmoides (largemouth bass) is the source of this 2483-nucleotide messenger RNA. It is a transcript of the gene dda1, whose product is annotated as DET1 and DDB1 associated 1. Gene Ontology annotation, biological process: positive regulation of proteasomal ubiquitin-dependent protein catabolic process. Bases 338 to 646 code for a protein of 102 amino acids. NCBI's taxonomy places the organism in Eukaryota, Metazoa, Chordata, Actinopteri, Centrarchiformes, Centrarchidae. The record is from RefSeq and is a predicted model, not a curated record. The transcript is spliced from 5 exons. Gene Ontology annotation, cellular component: Cul4-RING E3 ubiquitin ligase complex.